This is a messenger RNA of Dunckerocampus dactyliophorus (ringed pipefish), 5014 nucleotides long. Its product is annotated as protocadherin gamma-C5-like. NCBI's taxonomy places the organism in Eukaryota, Metazoa, Chordata, Actinopteri, Syngnathiformes, Syngnathidae. Gene Ontology annotation, biological process: homophilic cell-cell adhesion. The transcript has a single exon. Gene Ontology annotation, cellular component: plasma membrane. Bases 1318 to 3810 code for a protein of 830 amino acids. Gene Ontology annotation, molecular function: calcium ion binding. The record is from RefSeq and is a predicted model, not a curated record.
CUUUUGUUUGCAAUGAAGGACAACUUGCAGCGUUUUGACUCCUUGUCAAGCACACUUUGGCAUUGUUUGUGUUCAACUAGUGAUUCAUCUUCUCAUCAACAAUGGCAGUAUGUUGGUUGAGUUACAUUGUCUUUUAGCAAUUUUGUCCUUGUUGUUGUAGGUUGAAUGCAGCAAACAGGAUGAACUUAAGCCCCACAUAAAGCCUCAAAUAUUGAACAUGACCUUGAAGUCCCAAAGCGUUUUAUAUACUAUUUGUCUUAUUGUGUAAGUUGACUUUUUAUCUCAUGUAAAUACUCUACUGCUCUAUCUGUUCAGAUAUUAUGAUUCAAUCCUAUUUUCUUCAACAUAAACACACAUUUUGGUUAGGUUUAUUGACCUUCCUUACCCGCAGUUAUAUUCUUCUAUUACAUUUUUUAAACAAAUAUUAUUGGAAAUUGGUGCAUGAAAAUCAGGUAGUAUACUCCUCACAUGCAACACAAUGAGGAGGGAAAAAAACUUUAAAAAUAUCAAAAACAGUGGUUGAUAUAAAGGUAAUAGAUCCACUAAUUUCCUCAUAUCAGUUACAUUUAUUUCGAUUUUGCAUUGUUGCUUAACUGGGCAAUUAUCGAUUUGAUUUAACAUUUAAUACUUUCUAUAUUAAAGAUCUAUCAUCUAACAGGCUCUUUGUGUUAAGAUUUUCAAUUCAUGAUCAAUACCUCUUGUAAUUCUAAAGAAACUAAAUAGAUGAAAAUUCGUCAUACUCCUCACAUAGAGACAAUUCAGGACCACUGAGUGAACAGCGACUCUGAAAUAAAGCAUCUUCACAGUGAAGGUCAAGAAAACUUUUUCAUUCAUUUUUGCUUCGUGUAUGUAUCAUUGUUCUUCUUGUCCUGUAUAUAUACAUUUAAUUUUAAAUACAUGUAUAUGGCUAUAAUUUUAUUUAACAAUUUUGUCGAUUUAUUGGUUUAAAAACUGUGCACUUCAAACGUCUUGUAAAGAGGAAAAAGUGCUGUGACUUUAAAGAGCCUAUCAAGAUGCGCUUCCUCCUCAUUGGCUGGUGGAAGUACAAGCAGUGGACCAAUAGAAUUGAAGACUGUACAAAGCAAUCGAGUCCCUGCCCCCACUCAGCUUCAUCACACUAUCACGUAGAAUGCACUGAGCUGCAGCACAGACAGGAAAGAAUGAGCUCCUAUUUUCUGACAUCAGAACAAAUAUAAUAAUGUAGUUAUGCUCAGACGGCGUGGCUUGUUUAUUCUGGAAUUAUCCCCCGUUUUUCUGGACGUAACAUUUGCUGUGAAGAGGAUGUUGAUGUGGAUGUUUGCGUGGUAGCGAGCCAGGAUGACAAAGACAAUAGGAUACCGAGACUGGAGAUGGCAGGCUCUUUUGUGGCAUCAUGUCUUCCUCUUGUGGACUACAGUGGAUGCACAGACUCGUUACAGCAUCCCAGAAGAGCUCAAACAAGGUUCUGUGGUUGGAAAUCUUGCCAAAGAUCUGUCUUUGGGACUGUCUGAGAUAUUUGAGCGCAAGCUGCGUGUCGCCUCUGAGGCUGGUAAGCAGUAUUUCAGCGUGGAUGCGGGGAAGGGAGAGCUGCUGGUCAAUGACAGAAUAGACAGAGAGGCUUUAUGCGGACAAAGCGCCAGCUGUGUGCUCCCUCUGCAGGUCGUUGUAGAAAAUCCUUUAAGGUCGCAUCGAAUUGAGGUAGAAAUUAAAGACAUUAACGACAAUUCACCUCGUUUUCCGACAGCGGAAAUUAACCUUAAAAUACCAGAAUCAGUUUCUGUGGGCAGACGUUUUCCUUUGGAGAUUGCAGAGGACCCUGAUGUGAGAGAAAAUUCUGUGAAAGCCUACACUCUCAAUAAAAAUGAUUAUUUUUCUUUAAAAUUUAAAGAGACAAAAAAUGGAAAAUCUGUGCCUGAAUUAGUGUUAGAAAAAUCAGUGGAUCGGGAAAACAUGCCCAUUCAUCAGCUGGUCUUAGCAGCACUGGAUGGAGGAAAUCCUGUUAAAUCUGGAACAUGUAAAAUUAUCAUAAAUGUGCUUGAUAUUAAUGACAAUUUUCCUAUUUUUGACGAAAACGACUACAAGGUUUCUCUAAAAGAAAAUAGUACCAAAGGAACAUUUGUGAAGAGAGUAACAGCUAAAGAUGCAGAUGAAGGCAUUAAUGCUGAGAUUAAAUACUGUUUUGGUACUCGCACUCCAGAGGCUGUUUUAUCAACAUUUGAAAUUAAUGAAGUCACUGGAAAAAUUAUUUUAAAAGGAGAAUUGGACUAUGAAACAUUCCCAUCUUAUCUGAUUGACAUUACUGCCAAAGACAAAGGUGUACCUGAAAUGGAGAGUCACUGUCAGUUACAGUUAGAUGUAGAGGACAUAAAUGAUAAUGCUCCAGAAAUUAUUCUGACCUCUAAACCCAGUCCUGUAAGAGAAGAUGCUCCAUAUGGCACAGUGGUUGCUUUGAUUACUGUUAAAGAUAUUGACUCUGGUAAUAAUGGAAACGUGACGCUGCAGCUUCCCAAAAGUUCACCUUUAUCCCUGAAACAGUCUUUCUCUAAAAAUUAUGAACUGGUCACCAGUGGUGCUUUAGACAGAGAGAGAGUGUCUGAGUAUAAGAUAGAGAUAACAGCCACUGAUUCAGGAUCUCCUCCUCUCUCCAGUAAGAAAAUGAUAGCUGUCAGCAUCACUGAUGUCAAUGACAACCCUCCUGUAUUCUCUCAGAGCUCUUAUAAUGUUUAUUUAAAAGAGAACGGAGUAGCAGGCUCUAUACUGUACUCGGUGUCUGCAUGUGACCUGGAUGCUGGUGAAAACGCCAAAGUGUCUUACUCUAUCGUGGACUCUAAAGUGCACGACGUGUCCGUGUCGUCUUAUGUUUACAUGAACUCAGAGAACGGCAGCAUCUACAGCAUGCACUCGUUUGACUAUGAGAAAGUCAAAGUGUUUCACAUCCAGGUUCAGGCAAAGGACCAGGGCUCUCCAUCUCUCAGCACCAACGCCACCGUCCAUGUUUUUAUCCUGGACCAGAACGACAACGCCCCCGCUGUCAUUUACCCUUCCCCCCACGCAGCCUCCCACCUGAGGGUGCCCCGCACGGCCAAAGCGGGCCAACUAGUCACCAAGGUGACGGCAGUGGACGCGGACUCAGGCCACAAUGCGUGGAUCUCGUACAAAGUGUCUGAGGCCACAGACGCCUCUCUCUUCAUGGUCAGUGUGUACACAGGGGAGGUGAGGACUAAACGUGCUGUGUCCGAGCACGACGACUCCUCUCAGAGGUUGAUUGUUGAGGUCCAGGACGAUGGGGAACCGGUCCAGUCGGCCACUGUCACGCUGUCCAUCCUGCUGGAGGAUGGUGUGAGUGAGCCCAUGUUGGAGCUGAGACACAAGGCGUCCGAGCCCAGUAAGACAAGUGGCAGAAUCACACUUUAUUUGAUUGUGUCUCUGGCCUCGGUGUCCGUGCUGUCUCUGGUGACUUUGCUCAUCUUAGCGGUGAAAUGCAUGAGGAGCAGCAGAAGCAGAGCUAGUUGCUGCACGAGACGGACACACUGUGAUGAGGACAAGAAACCCAACAGAAAGCUGCACAUUCAGCUCAACACUGAUGGACCUAUCAAGUACGUGGAGGUUCUGGGAGGAGACGUCAUGUCUCAGAGUCACUCCUUCAGGUCGUGCAUGUCUCCAAUGUCAGAGUACAGUGAUUUCACUUUGGUGAAGCCCAGCAGCACCACUGACUUUAAGGAGGUCAUCAGCGUCCUGGACGCCUCUUUACCUGACAGCACCUGGACCUUUGAGAGCCAGCAGGUGAGCACUACUUUUGUUUGCAAUGAAGGACAAGUUGCAGUGUUUUGACUCCUUGUCAUGCACACUUUGGCAUUGUUUGUGUUCAACUAGUGAUUUAUAUUUGUAUCUACAAUGAUAGUAUAUUGGUUGAUUUACUUUCUUUUGUUUAGUCGUUCUUGUUGUAAUCACAAAUUGUGGGUUGAAUGCAGAAACCUUGGUGCAUUUAACCCACACAGGAAGCCUAAAAUAUUCUUCAUAUGAUAAAAAGCUAUUUUAUUUACAAUACUUAACUGCAGCGUAAUUUGCCACUUUAUCUGAAAUUUAAAUUAUUUGCUGCUCCAUCUGAUCAGUUGUUGUCCGUUUUUCUUUUUUUAAAGCAGCAGAUUAGGUAGUUGCAACUGAUUCCGUACAUACAACACAAGGAUAAUAAUUUAAGACUGUAAAAUGCAUCAACAGCACAGUAUUACAGCAAGUUUUUUUGAUUUUCCUCUCAUACACAUUGAUCUAGCCGAACACAUUUUGCUGUCUUGGCACUUAAAUAAAUAUGAAUUAGGAUUUAAUAUUUCUUUGAAUGUUAGGACCCAUCACUGACAAUGUGUUAUUUUUUAAAUUAUGCUGAGCAUCUCUUGUAGUACUUCUCAAUACACUAAACAGAUGAAGAUAUAUCAAACUUCUCAAGAUGAACACAAAUCAGCACCGUUGAAUGGACAGCGACUUUGACAAAAAUCAACAGCACAGUAGUUGAAUCACAACUUGGUCAUUAUUUUUGUCUCAAAUAUGAAGUACACUUUAUGUUGUAUUUAUACAUUUAAUUUAAUUUAAAAUACUUUCACAUGUCGGUUCUAAUUUUAUUUGACAUUUACUGGAUUUACUUAAAAAAAACGAAUGUACUUUGCUGAUAUUUGUCUUUACAACGUUAUAGUAAUGCUUGCCAAGACUAAAAAGUGCUGUGACUUUAAGAGCGCAUGGAGCUCUGCUUCCUCCUCAUUGGUUGGUGGAAGUAGAAGCAGUGAACCAAUAGAAAUGAAGACUGUACAAAGCAAUCUAGUCCCUGCCCCCACGCAGCUUCAUCACACUAACACGUAGAAUGCACUGAGCUGCAACCCAGAGAGAAAAAGAACGAGCUCCUAUUUUCUCACAUCAAAACCAAUUUAAUUCAGUAGUUAUGCUCAGACGGCGUGGCUCGUUUGUUCUGGAAUUAUCCCCCGUUUUUCUGGACGUAACAAUUGUUGUGAAGAGGAUGUUGAUGUGGAUGUUUGCGUGGUAGCGAGCA